GGCCCUGAGCAGAAGAGCCCUGUGCAGGCUCCAACGCAGGUCUGUUGAGCCAAGCUCCCCCGUCUCUCUAACGCGCGGCUGGGACCCAGGCGGCUCAGGCACGUGCAGCCCGCCGCAAGCCGCACGCGCAGGAACACGGCCCCGGCUCACCCCUAGCGAGACUACGCUGCGCAAGCAGCACCGGGGAGGGGGAGUGACGCACGCGACAGACGGUCACGCGCCGGGAGACCGAAGUAAGUCGCACAUGCGCAGUGGCGUGCGGUGAUCUCGCUCCGCGUACGCUGCGUGCAUUGGGCGGUCCGGCGGGUGAUGACGCAGCACGUGGUGGCGGUUUGAAGUCCUGGCGCGGCAGAGCCCGCGCGGUACUCUGCAGUGAUGUCGCUUGUGAGGCCCUUCGAUAAACUCCCGACGCUCAACUCGGCCGCUAUCUUGUUGGUGGGCACAGAUGAAAGUCAGCAGCAGCAGCUAGCAGAGGCAAUUCUUAAGGAGAAAAAAAACUUCAAGAUAAAUAUCCACGUGGCGACCUCCCUCCCUUUACCUGCUGAGAGAGAUCAUAUCCGGCCCCGGAUUGAUCUGAUUGCCUUUAUGAUUAACAUGCAAAGCAAACACAGUCUUAGGAAUGUUGAAGCUUCACUAUCACACAUGGAUGCCAACUUCUUCCUUGGGAAAGUGUGCUUCCUCAUCACAGGUGUUGGUAGGAUGAAUCACUGCAGCGUAGAGAUGAAUGCUGUCCGGAAACUGGGAAACCUCUACUGCAGCCCUGUCCUAUUCUGUGAGCUGGAUUCUGAAGGAAUCAGAGUUGCCACAGCUCAGCGGCUGCUCCGGAUGUUGCAGAUCUGCGCUGGUCACAUGCCGGGGGUUUCUGCCCUCUUCUUCAGUUCUUUGAUGAAAAGCUCCAUUGAUGAGUAACCUUGAUGUAAAUCCAUUGCCAUUCUUCCUGUCCACACUCUGAUGCUGUUUCAAACUGCAGAAAUAGACAGUAAUGGGAAUUUUAUUGAGACGCUUUUUCUGUUGAUUUGUAAUGAGGCCAGCUCAUCCCAUGCUGCUCCUUGCUUUUGUUACCUUUAUAGGAAAGGCUUAGUUCCUGUUUGGUGGGUGGUGGCUGGAGCCGUACUAGUGAAUCUCCUUUCACUCCUAGGUCCCAGUUUGAAUUAACCCCAUUUGUUAGUGACCAAGAGCUGUGUAGCCUUCUGAUUGCUGUAUGGGAAGUGGGAGAUGGCCAUGUCCUUAGGUCAGUGUGUAUCAUAGCAGGUAGGUGUUCUUCAGAGGCACAGCAGUCAUGGAGAAGAAGUAUCAGAAGUCUGCAAGGCUGCUGCCUGUUCUCUGCCUAGUACCAAUGGACUAUUUCACCAGGGAGAACAUAGGAAAGCAUUAGGAAGAGUUUUUUGCAGUAUUCAAAUUGAAAUAGGGCACUUCUCUCAAAUGCAAAACAUUCACUUACCCAUAAAGCCCCUUAAAGGAAGGAAGCCAGUUUAGUAGCCGCCAUACAUACAGCAGUUGGCAGUAAUGAACAAGCAGUUGGGGGAUAUGCAAAGAAAGAUUGGCCUAGCCUUUCUAAUCCCCAAAUAUCUAAGCAGAGAGGGAGGAGGGGCUUAAAGGAGACAGCCCAGCAAUUUGGCAUUUUUUCUUUCUUUGAAAAAAAUGGUCAUCUUUUGUUAUAUAGCCCCAGCAAACUGCCUGGCAGGUAACACCCCCCCCCCCCCCACCACACACCUGACUAAUGAGUCUGACGGUCACAUUCAAUGCUGUGCCAUUGCAAGUCAAAAAGUCUCCACAGGACAGAGAGAAUAUCAGAGCAUCAGAGGAGGUGGGGGAGUGUUGCUAGUCCAGGUGUGUGAAUGGGGGCAUGGAUUUGCUCAGUGCAGUGGUGAAAGUGUGUCUAUUACACAGAAAAGUGCAGAAGUCACUCUUCAAUGAGUUUUAUUAUUAGUUCUAAAAAUAAAGAUCCACAGAAUGGUUCCUCUCUAACAAAGUUUGAUUUCAAGGGGCCUAACAUUCAGAACUGCUGAGUGCCUCUGAAAGUCAGGCCCUUAAUCUGCAUUCCUCUAGCUUCCCUGGAUCUUGUGCCAUCUCUGCUCUUUCUUCAUGGGUGGAAAGGUGUAAUGUGGCUAACCUGGCUAUAAACGUGCUGCAUAACGUGCUUUUACAUUUGCCUAUAAACAUUUUACAUGUGCCUAUAAACCCCAAAGUCAGACUAUACUUGUCAAGACAUAAAUAGCAGUAGUUGUAUUGGGAAUAUACCAUGAAUCUGAUACUGUGUGCUGGAAUAUUAAGUUAAUAAAAUGUAUAAUAUCUAAAAA
This is a messenger RNA of Chrysemys picta bellii (western painted turtle), 2300 nucleotides long. RefSeq names its product centromere protein M (gene CENPM). The record is from RefSeq and is a predicted model, not a curated record. NCBI's taxonomy places the organism in Eukaryota, Metazoa, Chordata, Testudines, Emydidae.